Messenger RNA from Clonostachys rhizophaga, 759 nucleotides. The record is from the annotation of a GenBank genome assembly. NCBI's taxonomy places the organism in Eukaryota, Fungi, Ascomycota, Sordariomycetes, Hypocreales, Bionectriaceae.
AUGGCAUCCGUCGACCCAGCUUUCGCCGGCAUAGUUUGCGCUUCCAACUUUAAGUACAUCGACCUCAUUGAUCUGAUCGGCCCAUUGGCCCCCAUAUUGACGCAACGUGUUAUCAACAUUUAUGUUGUAUUCACUCAGUCCAGAGACAUUAAACCACAUGCCGAGUUAACACUAGAGAUAGAGAGCGCUGUGCCACUCGGGUGCCUUCCACCCGGAUGGCUUCCAAUCGAGACAAAAACAAUUGUUCUGGGAAUGAAUUCCCAUUUGCUAACUACCUACGACAACUUCGGAUCAUCAAUUACUCUCAGCACUCCAUAUUUGCAUGGCGCGCAUCUCUGCUCCCUUCGAUUCGAUGUAGCAAAAAAGAGUCGCAGCGUGAAAGAGUACCUGCAGAUUCUCAGACGGGAUCGUGGACAAGAUUUGGGCACGUUCGUGAAUGGCAGAAAUUACGAAAUUGGGUCCGGGGUGCGCGCUAAAACAAUGGGAUCUCGCGACUUUGUGACGCAAUGUAUGAUCAGGUGGGCACGAAACUCCAUGAUCAACUUGAAGAAGGUUGUGGAAUAUGAAGUAGCAGGUCAACUGAUGGCCCCCAAACCCCCCUUCCACUUCUUUGACUUAAUUACAAAGCCGCAUAGAAUCGAGGAUGGAAUUAUUCGCUGGGAUGGCCCCCAAAUCCCAAUGGAGAUGGGGAUUUACGAGGGCCGGGUGACAAAAGAUUUUGAGAAGUAUUAUGCGCCUACGAACACCUAUAUCCGCUGA